Messenger RNA from Rhodamnia argentea, 694 nucleotides. RefSeq lists its product as uncharacterized. Bases 149 to 649 code for a protein of 166 amino acids. Lineage: Eukaryota; Viridiplantae; Streptophyta; Magnoliopsida; Myrtales; Myrtaceae. The record is from RefSeq and is a predicted model, not a curated record. The transcript has a single exon.
ACUCCGUCAAAAAGCUCCAGUCUUUGUCCUCCGCUUAGCUUCGCAUACCCUCGAGCUCGACCCGCAUCGUCUCUUUCAAACGCUGGACUUACGCGAGAGACAAAAUAUAGUAAUUUUUUUUUUAAACAAGUAAGAAACUAGAGAAGCAAUGGGCAUUUGCCACUCGAGUGAGUCCGCGAGUGUCGUCGCGGACACCGCGAAGCUGAUUCUCCACGACGGCCGCCUCCAGGAGUUCGCUCACCCUGUUCGGGUCUCGCGCGUGCUGCAGAGCUGCUGCGACCCCGCGUGCUUCAUCUGCAACUCCGACGACAUGGGCUUCGACGGCCCCGUCUCCGCCCUCGACGGCGACGAGGAGCUCUGGGCCGGGAAGCUCUACUUCGCCCUCCCGCUGAGCAGGUUGAAGCGGCCGCUGGAGGCGAAGGAGAUGGCCGCGUUGGCCGUCAAGGCCAGCUUGGCGAUGAAGGGGAAGGGCCGCGGACGGAAAUGCGGGAGGGUGCCGGCGGCCUCCUCCGGCGAGGAGGGGAGGUACCCGGCGGAGGUGGGCGGUUGCGGUGGCAGUGGUAACGGUGGGUCGGUGAAACGACGGGGUGGCGGUGGCCGUAGGGGGAGGAGGAAUAGCGUGGCGAUUUUGAGCGCAAUUCCUGAGUAGGGGUAGUUUGGGAAAUUCGCAUGGGACAUUUUGCAUUUGUAAAUA